AUGCGCAGUCUCCCAUCACUAGCAAUAACAGCUCUCCUCCUCAUAACACCUACCACAAGCAAAGGCACCACAAAACCACCAGGCCAAGAUGCAAUUCUUCUCUCCAAUGUCCAAACCCUAACACUACGCGAUCACCGAAUGACUAGCUCCCGACGCGUCGCUCCAAUGCCCCAGCUCGGCUGCACAGGACCCUCGAAGAUCUGCGAUCUGUACCAAAUCGAAACAAUGCGCUGCACAAACCAAGGCUAUGACUAUGACGAGGAAGACGUACAGUGGACCUGCACCGCCUCGCUCCCAGCUGAGUUCAAGCUCGGCGCUACAGAUGUCAUCUGCGAGGGAUAUCGGAACUCGAAUGAUAAGUGGGUUCUGAAGGGGAGCUGUGGGGUUGAGUAUCGACUGUUGCUCACUGAGCUGGGAGAGAAAAGGUUUGGGAAGAGUCAGAAUCGUGGGGCGGCGGGUUGGGCUUCCAGGCAGACCGGUGGUACGGCUGGAUAUCGGAAGACGUUUGCACUGCUGGGAGAUUUGAUCUUCUGGGGGUUCUUUGUUUCUGUUUUCGUGUUGAUCUUCUGGCCUAUGAUUGCGGAUUGCUUCGGACUGCGGAGGACUCGUGGUGGGAGAGCUCCUGGACAGGGCUGGGGUGGUUUCUGGGGUGGUGGAGGUGGAGGAGGUGGUGGUGGCUAUCCAGGGCCUCCGCCUCCUUAUAGCCCUUGUCCUGAUCCUAAUGCUUCUUUUGGGCGGCAGGGUUGGACGCCGGGUUUCUGGACUGGAGCACUGGGUGGUGCUGCAGCUGGAUAUCAGAUGGGAAGACGUGGAAAUAGCGGAGUCGGGUCCUCGUUCAGAUCUGGUGGUUAUGAUGCAGGCGAAGGCAGCUCGAGGUCUCGCUCGCCGCCACGAUUCUCAUCUACAAGUGAGAGCACCGGGUUUGGAUCGACAAGGCGCAGGUGA
This is a messenger RNA of Penicillium arizonense, 945 nucleotides long. Its product is annotated as DUF1183 domain protein. Bases 1 to 945 code for a protein of 314 amino acids. Lineage: Eukaryota; Fungi; Ascomycota; Eurotiomycetes; Eurotiales; Aspergillaceae. Gene Ontology annotation, cellular component: endoplasmic reticulum membrane. The record is from RefSeq and is a predicted model, not a curated record. The transcript has a single exon. Gene Ontology annotation, biological process: regulation of store-operated calcium entry.